Molecule: messenger RNA, 579 nt
Organism: Colletotrichum truncatum
Lineage: Eukaryota; Fungi; Ascomycota; Sordariomycetes; Glomerellales; Glomerellaceae
Product: RNAse P Rpr2/Rpp21/SNM1 subunit domain-containing protein
Biological process (GO): tRNA processing
Cellular component (GO): nucleolar ribonuclease P complex
Source: RefSeq, a predicted model, not a curated record
AUGGACGCCUCAACUCUUCCAACGCAUCUCAACUUUCUGAACGAUGCUGCGCAUCUACUUAGGGCAGCAGCCCCUGAGACUUCAGCCUACCUAAUGGGGCACCAUAACGAGCUCAUGUUCCUCAACGACAUUGAGCAAUCCGACACUCGACGACAACAUGUCUGCGGCGCGUGCGGCCACAUAAUGAUUCCCGGGCAAGGCACGACACUAAAGAUGGAAACAGAAAGGGCUCUGAAGAAGAAAAGACGUGGAGUCAAGACUGAAGGCUCCAAAGCCACAGAGCCUCAGCAACGGUCUGGGAUGCGCAAGGUUUUCACCUGUGGAAACUGCACUCAUACUACCAAGAUCUCGUUCCCUCCUCCGCCACCAGCAGUAAGACGCCGCGUAAAGGCUGAAAGUCUCCCGUCAAAAAUUCAUCAAAAUGUCGCGACCAUCGAGCAAGCCAAGCUCCCGACAGCCAACUCAAGCAGCAAGAAGCGGGCAAAGAACAGAAAGGCCGGGUUGCAGGCUCUGCUUAGUCAAUCCAAGACUUCAUCCUCCGGGGGCAGGAGUCUAAGUCUUGCCGAUUUUACAAGAUGA